Molecule: messenger RNA, 2502 nt
Organism: Penicillium waksmanii
Lineage: Eukaryota; Fungi; Ascomycota; Eurotiomycetes; Eurotiales; Aspergillaceae
Product: GcvT family protein
Exons: 2
Coding region: 1-2502 (833 amino acids)
Cellular component (GO): mitochondrion
Molecular function (GO): protein binding; oxidoreductase activity
Source: RefSeq, a predicted model, not a curated record
AUGACUUCCACGCAGCGUGUUGUCAUCAUUGGCGCCGGGAUUGUUGGUACCAACCUCGCGGAUGAGCUGGUCUCGCGGGGAUGGAACGAUAUCACAGUCGUCGAGCAAGGCCCAUUGCACAUGCCUGGUGGCUCGACGUCACAUGCCCCCGGCCUCGUCUUCCAGACCACCCCUUCCAAGACGAUGACACACUUGGCUCGAUAUACGGUCCAGAAACUUCAAUCGAUUGAGAAAGACGGCCAGGGUUGUUUCAAUCAAGUUGGUGGGCUGGAGGUGGCGACAACCCCUGCAAGGCUCGAGGACCUCAAAAGAAAGCAUGGCUACGCUUCGUCAUGGGGAAUCGAUGCACGUCUCGUCAGUGCCGAGGAGUGCUUUGAAAUGUACCCUCACCUCAAUAAAGACAUGGUUCUCGGCGGCUUGCAUAUCCCUAGCGAUGGUCUAGCGCUCGCAGCCCGCGCCACCCAGCUGCUUAUUGAACGUACUAGCAAAGCCGGUGUCCGUUAUCUCGGCUCUACUCCCGUAACUGGUAUCGAACGUGCAAAUGGCCGGGUGACAGGCGUGACCAUCCCUGGUGGAACCGUUCCUGCAGAUAUAAUCGUUUCCUGUGCUGGAUUCUGGGGUGUUGAGAUUGGCAAGAUGGUUGGUUUGCCGAUCCCUUUGCUGCCUCUCGCGCAUCAGUACGCAAAGACGACUACCGUUCCCGCUCUCGCCGGUCGAGACCUCAACAACAAACCAAACGGUCUGAAUGCAACCCUCCCAAUCCUUCGACACCAGGAUCAGGACCUAUAUUUCCGUGAGCAUGGUGGACAAUACGGAAUCGGCUACUAUGGCCAUCGCCCUAUGCCAGUCGUUGCUUCGUCCUUAGGGCUCACUUCUCAGAAUGUCGACGAGAAGAACAUGCCUUCUCGCCUCGAGUUCACCACAGAAGACUUCGCUCCUGCCUGGACAGAAUCUCAGAAACUCCUCCCCGCUUUACGGAGUACUCAGAUUGAGGAUGGCUUCAAUGGAGUUUUCUCGUUCACCCCCGACGGAGGACCCGUCUUCGGGCAGGCACCCAACCUAGAUGGCUUCUAUGUAGCCGAGGCUGUAUGGGUCACACACUCAGCUGGUGUUGCCCGUGCGCUCGCCGAAGUCCUUACUGAAGGCCGCUCUCAGAUUGAUAUGACUGAGUGUGAGCUCACUCGCUUCGAAGAAAUUCAACUCAGCCGUGACUAUGUCAGCGAAACCUCCCAACAAAACUUCGUCGAGAUCUACGACAUCCUACACCCUUUACAGCCAAAGGAAUCCCCUCGAACACUUCGAACCAGUCCCUUCUAUUCCCGCGAGAAGGAUCUUGGCGCAUAUUUCCUUGAGCUUGGAGGCUGGGAACGUCCAUUUUGGUACGAGGCAAAUGCAGAGCUCCUCAAUUCCCUUCCAGCUGAAUGGAAGCCUGUUGAGAGAGAUUCCUGGUCUUCGCAAUUCUAUUCACCUAUCGUCGCUGCGGAGGCAUGGAAGACACGAAAUGCUGUUGCGAUGUUUGACAUGACGUCUUUCCAUCGAUUUGAAGUUGCGGGUCCUGGGGCUCUUAGACUACUCCAGCGACUGACAACUGGUGACAUUGCCGCAAAUCCAGGCACCAUAUCUUGGGUACUUCUUCUGAACGAUCAAGGUGGUAUCCGCAGUGAUAUAUUUGUGUCAAGACUGGAAGAAAACGUGUUCCAGAUAGGCGCAAAUACUGCUACCGAUUUGGCCUAUAUCUCCCGUGAAGCCCGCCGCCAAGGGCAGUGGGUGCAAGUUCGCGAUAUCACUGGCAGCACUUGUUGCAUCGGCCUUUGGGGACCUCGUGCCCGGGAUGUGAUCAGAACGAUCAGCUCUGACGAUUUCUCCAACAAGGGUCUGCCUUAUCUUGGUGUGAAGAAUGCAAUCAUCAACGGCAUCCCAACAACUGCCUUCCGAAAAUCAUAUGUCGGUGAGCUCGGCUGGGAGAUUCAAACAAGUGCCGAAUAUGGUCAACGGUUAUGGGAUGCUAUCUUCCAAGCAGGCAAGAACCAUGGUCUUGUCGCAGCUGGUCGCGGUGCCUUCAAUGCACUAAGAUUAGAGAAGGGCUACCGAACCUAUGGGACCGACAUGAACACCGAGCAUAACCCAUAUGAAGCAGGUGUCGGGCACAUGAUUCGAGCAAGCAAGUGGGAAGAUUAUGUCGGCAAAUCUGCGGUGGAUCGUCUCUCCAAACAGAGCCCUGUGCGUCGCCUGCGCUGCUUGACUGUCGACGACGGCCGGUCCAUGGCUGUUGGCUACGUGACGAGCUCGGCAUUUGGGUAUACGGUUCGCAAGCCGAUUGCUUAUGCCUGGCUACCUGGGAAUCUAGGCGAAGGGGCAGGGGUUGAAAUUGAGUAUUUUGGCCGACGUAUUGCUGCCACCAUCACGGCUGAGCCACUAUACGAUCCUGACAUGAAGAAGAUGCUGGCUGACGGGGAUUCUAAUGAUACAGAGCUUCAGAAGCCUGUUCGCUCUCGUCUCUAA